UAUUCCUAGUUGAUGUAUACCUAUUUGUAAUUUGUAUUAGGCGUAAAAUGGGAAAUAAAUGAGUGGGUAAAUGGAGUCCUACCUAAUUUCAAUUUCCUAAUAGUAACAUAGUGAUAAUUAUUAGUGCAGACCUAGUAUCGUCAAACAUAAAAAGAAAAAAUGCUAUGCUUUAGAAAGUUUACUUUUGGUCCUACGUACAACAUUUUUGCAAAAAAGAUUCUAUUUGGUCCAAGUUCAUCCCAGAUUCAAGUGUUGAAUGCUUUCCUUAGUGGACCUGUCACAUGUAAUAGAUGUCAAUAUUUUCACAACUCUGGACCACAUUACGGGAAACGGAAAACCAGAGAGGAAAGGAAAGCUCCUCAGACUAUUGAAUUGCCAACUUCAAAAUUCAAACAAAUCCCAACUGUAGAAGUAUGGAAAAAUAUGACUGUUCAUCAACUAGCAGAAGCAAUGGACAAGAAUGUUGAUCACAUUUUUGAAACUAUGAUAUAUGUUGAAGGCUCCGACUAUUUUGAUAAACCAGAGUCAGUAAUUACAGAUUGGAAAGUUUUGCAAGAGAUCGUAAAAAAGAGUGGAUAUCGAUCAAAAAUAGUGUCCCCUCCUGAUAAGAAACAAGACAAGGAAGAAUUGAAGGAUAUAACCAAAAGGCCCCCAGCUCCAGAGGACCAGUUGCGACCCAGGCCUCCAGUGGUCACCAUCAUGGGACAUGUUGACCACGGCAAGACUACACUACUUGAUACCCUGAGACAAUCCUCCAUCGUCAAAUCAGAGUUUGGAGGCAUCACACAACACAUUGGAGCUUUCUCAGUGGUGCUGAAGUCUGGGGAGAGGAUCACUAUGCUGGACACACCGGGCCACGCAGCGUUCAGUGCCAUGAGGGCCCGAGGUGCUCAGGCCACAGACAUCGUGGUAUUGGUGGUGGCAGCAGACGAUGGAGUCAAGGAGCAAACAGUUGAGUCUGUCCGCAUGGCAAAGGAAGCGGAAGUUCCAAUAAUUGUGGCCAUCAACAAAAUAGACAAGCCAGGAGCAGAUAUAGAGCGUACCAAGCGGAUGCUGGCCCAGCUGGGUCUAACUCUAGAGGACAGUGGAGGCGAUGUCCAGGCUGUACCAAUAUCUGCACUCAAGGGCACUAAUGUCAACACCCUGGUGGAGGCUAUCGUACUUCAGGCUGAGCUCAUGGACCUCAAGGCUGACUACCAGGGUCUGGUCGAGGGUACAAUUAUAGAAUCCAAAGUGGAUCAAGCAAGAGGUAAGUUGGCUACAGCGCUGGUGUCCCGAGGUACUCUGCAGCGAGGCAGUGUAGUGGUGGCUGGGCUCGCCUGGGGCAAGGUGCGCUCUAUGUUUGAUGAGGACCAGCAAGUGGUGCAGCAAGUUACACCAGGCAUGGCUACCCAAGUCAUUGGCUGGCGCUCACUGCCGUCUGCUGGGGAUCUGCUGCUGGAAGUGGAAUCUGAGGCUAAUGCAUCGCGAGUUAUAAAAUGGCGAGAAGAAAAUAAAAUGAAAGCAAAAGCUAUUGAAGACUUGGAAGUUAUUCAAUCGAAGGCAGCAGAACAUCAGGAGGUUUAUAAAGUGCAAUUAGCAGAAAAAAGAAAACUAGGAAGGAGAAGAUUAAAGCCCACAGGACCCCGUCAGAAGCAAUUCCAAGUUAGCGAUGAAUUAAAAGUCAGUGUCCUUAUCAAAGGUGAUGUUGAUGGAUCUGUAGAAGCUAUCCUAGACCUACUUGAUACAUACGAUGGAACUUUAUGUAAAUUAGAAUUGGUUCAUUAUGGGAUUGGAAGUGUAACUAUUUCUGACGUUGAGCUUGCCAUACCAUUUCAAGCCAUUAUAUAUUCUUUUAAUGUUGGAGUUCUGAAAGAUGCUGAAGAGAAAGCUGCUUCCAAUGGAGUGGCUGUUAAAAAGCAUAAUAUUAUCUAUAAACUGUUUGAUGACCUUAAAGAAGAAAUGGAAAAGAUACUUCCGACAGUUGAAGUUGAAGAACGUUUAGGUGAAGCGAAUGUUCUUGAACAGUUUCUUAUAACUGAAGGAAAAAAGAAAAUUCCUGUAGCUGGUUGUCGAUGUGUGAAAGGAGUUCUAAAAAAGAAUGCCAAAUUUCGUGUUGUAAGGAAUGAAGAAAUUUUGUUUGAAGGCAAGCUUGACUCGAUGAGGCAUCUGAAGAAUGAAGUAGACACAAUCAAGACAGACCUGGAGUGUGGGUUGCGACUGGAGGACCACAGUCUACAGUUCAAGUCAGGAGACACCAUCAUCUGUUAUAUCACUCAUCAGCAGCCUCAGUCACUGGACUGGGAUCCUGGCUUCUAAAUAAAUAUUCUGUAGCCCAAA
Molecule: messenger RNA, 2319 nt
Organism: Macrosteles quadrilineatus (aster leafhopper)
Lineage: Eukaryota; Metazoa; Arthropoda; Insecta; Hemiptera; Cicadellidae
Gene: mIF2
Product: translation initiation factor IF-2, mitochondrial
Exons: 15
Coding region: 160-2298 (712 amino acids)
Biological process (GO): translational initiation
Molecular function (GO): translation initiation factor activity; GTP binding; GTPase activity
Source: RefSeq, a predicted model, not a curated record